AUGAAGAUACUUGCAGUAUUUAUCUUGGCUGUGACAAUUACUAUAGCAAAUGCUCAAUUUUCUUUUUUUUCGAAAACGAUACUAAAAACUCAAGUUUAUGCCGCCGCGGGUGAAUGUGGUCUAAGGGAAGGUGCAAGUAGAGAUGCUAUUCGAGAUCUAAAACAUGGCAUCUUUGCAGAUGAUGAUCCAAAUUUAAAAUGUUUUGUUGAUUGUGUUUUGGAUAGAUUGGAUUUCUUUGUUGAUGGUGAGAUAAAUGUGGAUGUCAUCAAUGAAAAAGUUGGUUCAAUUAUUGGUAUGGAACAACUAGAAGCUGCAAUGGAAAAGUGUAAUGAUAUCAAAGGUGAAGAUAAUUGUGACACCGCAUAUCAACUACUUAAAUGUUACUACAGUAACAAACCUCCAGUUCUUUAA
This is a messenger RNA of Teleopsis dalmanni, 411 nucleotides long. RefSeq names its product general odorant-binding protein 56d-like. The transcript has 2 exons. NCBI's taxonomy places the organism in Eukaryota, Metazoa, Arthropoda, Insecta, Diptera, Diopsidae. The record is from RefSeq and is a predicted model, not a curated record. Gene Ontology annotation, biological process: sensory perception of smell. Gene Ontology annotation, molecular function: odorant binding. The coding region runs from base 1 to 411 and encodes 136 amino acids.